Solea solea (common sole) is the source of this 1014-nucleotide messenger RNA. RefSeq names its product mucin-1. The transcript is spliced from 4 exons. The record is from RefSeq and is a predicted model, not a curated record. Bases 26 to 742 code for a protein of 238 amino acids. NCBI's taxonomy places the organism in Eukaryota, Metazoa, Chordata, Actinopteri, Pleuronectiformes, Soleidae.
UCACAUCUUUGUUUCCUCAACCAAGAUGGAGACGCUGCUCACUCUGUGUCUCACUCUCACCCUCACCUCAGUGUCUUUCGCAACCACGAAUGUUACCAUGGCAACCAACACGUCAACAGUUACCACACAACCCAAUAAUGGCUCAGCCAUCACAACUGCCACGCCCACCAAUCAGUCCAUGUCCACACUGGGACCGCCCACCGCCCCGCCCAAUGUGACCACAGAGGUCACGAACCCCGCCAAUGUCACGGCUCUGACGCCAUCUGGCAACGUCACGGCGCCCAACGUUACCAUGGCAACCACGUAUCCCAACAGCACGGUGCAGCACGCGACAAACUCUUCUGUCGCGGUGGUGACGACGGGGGGCGGCGCGAACAACACGGUGACCACGCCCAGCGGUACCAUGGCAACAGGGAGUGGGAAUAACAGCUCCGUUUCCCCGAGUGAAUCAGUGACGACAACCACGAUGACAGUGGGUGGCGGCAGUGGAGGAGGAGGCGGAGUUCCUGGGUGGGGCAUCGCUCUGCUGGUUCUGGCUGCUCUGGCUCUGCUGCUGCUGCUACUGCUGCUGAUAGCACUGCUUGUGUGGUAUUGCUGUAGGGGGCGCCACAAAGGCCUGAGCCCCAAAAACGACGUCCCUCUGUACACUACACACAGUCGCUUCAAUGGAUCCAACGCACAAUACGAGGAGUUUGAUAAACCGACGAUGAACCGCACAGGGAUGUUCUCUGUGAACCAGUGAAUUCACUCACUCACUCACUCGCUCACUCACUGUCAACCAGUGAACAGUUCACUUGUUCACAAGUCUCAUGAGUGAAGUGGUUAAUAUUGAGGUGAAUCGGAGAUUGAGUGGAUAUUUUUUGCAGUUUUUAAUUGUAUUAUUUAAAUAAAUAAAAGAAGAGAAACUUAAAUGUAAAAUCAUUCAAAUCAUGAUUUCAUAACAACCUCAAAACGUUUAUUUAAGACACAACACUUUAUAAACUAGAAUAACUUCAUAAUAACCUUUUAAUAACU